Amphibalanus amphitrite is the source of this 669-nucleotide messenger RNA. RefSeq names its product tudor domain-containing 6-like. The record is from RefSeq and is a predicted model, not a curated record. The transcript is spliced from 4 exons. NCBI's taxonomy places the organism in Eukaryota, Metazoa, Arthropoda, Thecostraca, Balanomorpha, Balanidae. The coding region runs from base 27 to 629 and encodes 200 amino acids.
CCUCCAGCCCCACCAACCGACCCAUCAUGGAGAAACUGGUGCCGGCCGGCCUCCGCGAGGUGCCCGAGAGCGGCACGCCGCCGUCGUCCUCCCGUCCUGCGGGCGUCGGCUCGGUGUCCGGCCCGCCGCAGCUGCCGCAGCAGCAGCUGCCCGUCGGCGUCUACAAGGAGGUCGAGGUGGUACACGUCGUCACGCCGGCCGAGUUCUACGUCCAGAUGAAGGAGCAGUUCCCCGCCGUGGACGCCAUUCAGGAGCAGGUGGCGGCGUACGCGAGCCAGCCGCCGCCGACCGCGCCGCCGGCCGUCGGACAGACGGUGGCCGCUCUCUACCCGGACGACGGAGUGUGGUACCGCGGGCGGGUGCUGGAGGCCGCCGCCGGGAAGGUGACGGUGUUUUUCGUCGACUACGGCGACACACGCUCGGUGUCUCUGGCUGAGGUGCGCCCGCUGCGACCGGAGCACGCGGCGCUAGCCGGCCAGGCGAUCCGCUGCUGUUCCUCAGACGUGGGACGCUCCGGGCGAACCAACUGGUCCGAACAGGAGAUUGAGAGUUUCCGCGCGGCGGUGAUGGAGGUGCCGUACCUGGCUCGCUCCGACGAGCUGCGGGCCGGCACGCCAUCGUCACUUUAGCCAAGGCUGAGCUGCUGGAGCCGGUGCUGGGCCAGCCGGG